AUUGACACUUUAAUCGUGACUGACAGAGCUCGUGCGACUUACAUUUUUUCAAACGAAACAUUUCGUAAAAUAAUAAAAUGUUUGGAGGAGGACGCGCCCCGAUUUUAGUGUUGAGCCAGAAUACAAAGCGCGAGUCGGGCCGAAAAGUUCAGUUGGAGAACAUCAAUGCCGGCAAGCAAAUCGCAGAUGUCAUCAGAACAUGUCUCGGCCCACAAGCCAUGUUAAAAAUGUUGAUGGACCCCAUGGGGGGCAUCGUAAUGACCAACGACGGCAACGCUAUUCUGCGAGAGAUCACCGUGCAGCAUCCUGCUGCUAAAAGUAUGAUAGAAAUAGCCAGAACCCAAGACGAAGAGGUGGGAGAUGGUACCACUUCUGUAAUAGUAUUAGCUGGAGAAAUGUUGGCAGCUGCUGAACAGUUCCUCGAACAGCAAAUCCACCCGACGAUCAUCAUCAGACAAUACAGGCAGGCCCUCGAAGAUAUGGUGCAGUUCCUAGAAGGACCUUUGAGCGUACCUCUAGAUCGAAGCGACAAAAACGCUAUUGCCGAAGUGGUUAAAGGUUGUAUAGGAACGAAAUUCUUGAGCAAGUGGUCGGAUUUGGCCGUCAAUAUCGCUUUAGAUGCGGUAAAUACCGUUCUAUUAGAAGAAAAUGGCCGAACUGAGGUGGAUAUCAAGAGAUACGCCAAAGUGGAAAAGAUUCCCGGUGGUUCGGUUGAGGAAUCGAGGAUUUUGAGAGGAGUCAUGUUGAACAAAGACGUUACCCAUCCUAAAAUGAAGCGACACAUUAAGAAUCCGAGAAUCAUCCUUUUGGACUGCGCUUUGGAAUACAAGAAGGGAGAAUCUCAAACCAACGUUGAAAUUAGUACCGAAACUGAUUUUACCAAACUCCUCGAAUUGGAAGAAGAGCACGUGAAGCGCCAAUGCGACGAGAUCAUCGCCCUCAAGCCGGACGUCGUGUUCACCGAAAAGGGAGUAUCCGAUAUAGCCCAGCACUUCCUGCUGAAGGCCGGCAUCACCGCCAUCAGGCGUGUGAGAAAGUCCGACAACAACCGAAUCGCCAGAGCUUGCGGCGCCGUCAUCGUCAACAGAACCGAGGAACUCCAGGAGUCCGACGUGGGCACCGGGGCUGGUGUGUUCGAAAUCAAAAAAUUCGGCGACGAGUACUUCUGUUUCGUCGACGAAUGCAAAAAUCCAAAGGCCUGUACGAUCCUCCUGCGAGGAGCCAGCAAGGAUAUCCUGAACGAAAUCGAGAGGAACCUCCAAGACGCCCUGCAAGUCGCCAGGAACAUCAUACUGUCGCCGCGUUUGGUGCCCGGCGGUGGGGCCAUCGAAAUGGCCGUGGCCCAACGGUUGAUGCAAAAGGCCACGCACGGUCCCUACAGGGCUCUCGCUCACGCUUUGGAAAUCAUUCCGAGGACGUUGGCGCAAAAUUGCGGCGCUAAUACCAUCAGAACGUUGACGGCUUUGAGGGCUAAGCACGCCAAUCACACUGACGCCGACAAACCUUGUACUUGGGGUAUCGACGGUGAAACCGGGGAAUUGGUCGAUAUGAAAGUCAAAGGCUUGUGGGAGCCGUUGUCUGUGAAACUUCAGACCUACAAAACAGCCGUCGAGACCGCUAUUCUCCUGUUACGUAUCGACGAUAUUGUAUCGGGAUCGAAAAAGAAGGGCGACAAGGAGGUCCCGACUCCCAGCCAAAUGCAACAACAGGAAGCCCAAGGAGCGGAUUAAAUUUGAUCUUUAUAACUUAUUAUCGUUUCUUUCGUUCGUUCGUAAUUUAACGCUUAUUAAUUCACGAUUCAGGUCGAUUCUCUUUGUACUCGGCAGAUUUAUAAUAAAGAAAAAAAUGUAAUCAGUUUGUUUGCAUAUUUGUUGGUCCCAUUAUUUGAAAUUUUC
Molecule: messenger RNA, 1895 nt
Organism: Phyllotreta striolata
Lineage: Eukaryota; Metazoa; Arthropoda; Insecta; Coleoptera; Chrysomelidae
Source: the annotation of a GenBank genome assembly